Messenger RNA from Linepithema humile (Argentine ant), 6782 nucleotides. The record is from RefSeq and is a predicted model, not a curated record. NCBI's taxonomy places the organism in Eukaryota, Metazoa, Arthropoda, Insecta, Hymenoptera, Formicidae.
UUGGACGUACAACGCAAACGCUCCGGUUAAUAGCAGCUUUAAUUGAUUAAAAGUGCGUAAUUAGUAAAAAUUUUGGUCGGGUACGUCGAUCAAAGUAAUGCACAAUUGCCGGAGCAUAUUAUUACCGCGAUUAAUCAUAGAUGCACCGUGAAUUGAAGCCGAUACGGUCUAGGUAUCUGCUGACAUUGCGUGGUCUCCAAGAGUCGUUCAUUUUGCUAGCUCUGAGUGCGUGUACAGUAUCAGUUAUAAUUAUGUGCGUGGACGCGUUGCGGCAUAAAGUAUGUUUUAUCUCAUGUUUCGUGUAUUACAGUGUGAUAGAUUUCCGACGUAAAUUCGUGUGAUGUGUAUGUUAGUGAAAUGUGCGUGUUAGUGAGUUAAUUUUCACUCGGCAGUGCGUAAAUUAUAAGUGUUGGUUUUCUAUAUUCAUCGAUUCUUCAAUAAAGCUGAUGCAAAGCAGAUUGAAGCGGAAUUAGCAGCGGAUGAAGCAAACUGCAAUACCCUAGCUGGUAUAGCUGAAGGCAUACUUAGCUAGGGUACAACAAUCGGCAUUCAAGGAAAGUUGACUCCUUCAGAAGUUAUCUGGAGGCGAGCUGCACCGCAUGAAAGAUUUACAAUUCUCGUCUAUCAAACAAUCGUGCCAUAUCUGCCACCUGUGAUAGAAUAUCUCAUUCCUCUCUAUAAAAAUACUAAGGGAAAGCAACUGGAAUUUGCCGUUUUAAGAGACUGCACGAUACAACGAGAAAAAAUAAUCGCAAGACGCUGGAGAAUGUCGACGUGUACCGACGAGGCUGAAAACGCAUCCCUGCAUAUGCAGGAAGCUUUAUCACCGGUGCAGGAGGCACCAGUAUCGCCGGCGUCCUCCUCUCUGAGCAACCAAAAUCAAAACGAGAGCGAGCAGGUCCUACUGGCGACCAUGCAACCGGUGAACGUACUCGAUUUGCACGAACCGCCAACUGUACUCCACUCGAAAUAUCAUCACUAUCAUCGCCAUCAUCAUCAUCACCAUAGUCAUCAUCAUCAUCAACAGCAACCGCACAUUCAGGCCAACGAAUCGGAUGACGUACAACAUCGCGCCGCAGCCGCGGACGAUCCCGACGAUCGGGUGACGCCAGACGCAGAAGCGGCUGCAGCCGCCGGUAACGCGACGCUUGGCGUCGGUCAACACAAAAUGAUCGAUUUAAUCUAUAACGACGGGCAAAAAACAGUUAUGUACACGCACGAUAAAGAGAUUAUCUACGAGAAUGAGCAUGCAGACCGCGUACAAGUGGUCGAAUAUCCGCCACCGCCGCCAUCGCCACCAUCGCCGUCGCCGCCGUCGGCCACGGGUGUCGCGAGAACGGCAACGGGUCUGUUGCCAUCAAACUGUGUCACCCCCCGAACCAUCGCGUCGGCCGCUUCUGCUCUGCAACUGCAACACUAUCAGCAAUUGCAACUGCAGCACGAAGAUGAUUUACCGACAACGGUGCGCCACGCCGUCAACGCGGCUGUGCCGAACUGCGGCGCAGCGACCACCACGACAACAGUUCUCGUGGUGUCAGAACUCGUAGCGGCUGAUCCAAUCGCCAACACAACCGCGGCCACGCAGCAACUCACACUCACUGCUGCCGCAGCGUCCCUCCGUGCCGGGCGACGCAGUCGCUGCGAAGAGGAUACGAACGGCACCGUCGUCAGCGACGACGGACAGCAGCAGCCGCAGCAGCAACAGCAACAACCAGGUUACGUAUCCGGGCAGCGUGAACCGGAAGAAGAGGAGGAGCUGGGCGCGGAGGAGGCAGCGGCACAGUCCCUGCAGAGCGGUGCCGAGAGCGCCGAUCCGGAAGUACAUAAGAGGGUUGCCGCGGUGCAGGUGCAGGUGCAGGGUAUGGAGGGUGAUUGGCGGGCCUACUGCGAGCAUCCGCUCUCGGUAGCGACCGCAGCCAUGCUCAAUCUCCAACAGCAGCACCAAGUGUCGGCGGUGGUUAGCCACGGCGACGAUCCCGCUGCGUCCUACGUCUAUGAAUAUUACCCGACAAAGUUGCCCGACAAAACGACGGCGGAUGUUAAGCUACCGCCUACGCAUGAACUUUGGUCCACGGGUGUGAUGGGCCAGAAGCUGCUAGUGCAGGAGGCGCCUGGCUCCGGUUCCGCCUCGACGAAUCGCAUGGAAGGCGGCGAAGGCGCCGGAGGAGGGGAACUACACCACUUCCUCCAUCAGUACAACCAGCCAUCCCAUAGUCCCGGUCAGAGUCUGCAAGGUGGCCUUCCGCUUCCGUUGAGCCCGCAGUCCCUGCGACACGACGGCGCCUCAAGCGCCGGCAUCACCGGGGUCAAGAGGGAACCAGAGGAUCUCAGUUCAUCGCGUGGGGGUCAGCAGACCAGUAAACGACACAAACAAACACAGCCGGACAGCCCGACACCGCCGGGAAUGUAUCAUCAUCAUCAGCAUCAGCUACAGGUACAGCAGUACGGCAGUCCUUACGAUCCUUACUCGUCCUGCAGUCCGCGGCUGCAGUCGAACGCUUAUACAUCCACGUCGGCGCCCGGGACUGGGAAUGGGACGACGGGAAAUCCGGGCAGUGGUCUCCAUCAGGAAGCGACGACGGUCUACGUUUCCGGCGAUGCUUUGCCGCCGCUCGCUUCAUCGAGCUCGACCUCCUCGCUCUCCACUACGACCGCAUCGUACACGAGGUACGAGGUUGUGCCGAGUUCAUACGCUACAACACACGCGAUACGCACGUCGUCGAGCAGCAGCAAAGUCCUGACCGUUGAUCUCCCCAGCCCCGAUUCCGGUAUAGGUGCCGACGCGGUCACACCCAGGCAGGACCAUCAUCCACCCACGGCACUUCAUCAGUCUUCUUUUGAUUACACGGAAUUGUGUCCUGGUGGGACGACAGCCGGUGCGGCGGUAGUCCUCGAGAGCGGCGCCGUGAUACAUCACCAGCCAUUACAAUUGCAGCUACAACAGAAUCACGCACAAGCCCAGGUGCAACGUGGCAGUCUUGUGUCUGCAAGUGCGACAAAUCCGAAUCCGAACCCGAAUCCGCCGAGGUCGCGGCCUUGGCACGACUUUGGCAGACAGAACGACGCGGACAAAAUCCAAAUACCGAAGUCGUACUCGCCAUACGGAUUUAAGUAUCAUCUCGAAUCGCCGAUCAGUACGUCGCAACGCCGCGAGGACGACAGAAUAACGUACAUCAAUAAAGGCCAAUUCUACGGCAUCACGUUAGACUAUGUGCCCGAACCUGACAAGUCGCUUCUCAAGGCGGGACAGACAGUCAAGAGCGUAGUGAUGUUAAUGUUCCGGGAAGAAAAGAGUCCCGAGGAUGAAAUCAAAGCGUGGCAGUUUUGGCAUGGCAGACAACAUUCCGUGAAACAAAGGAUUCUUGAUGCUGACACAAAGAACAGCGUCGGACUGGCGGGCUGCAUAGAGGAAGUCGCGCACAAUGCGAUUGCCGUUUACUGGAACCCACUCGAAUCGUCGGCGAAGAUAAAUGUGGCGGUGCAAUGUCUCAGUACGGAUUUCUCGAGUCAGAAAGGCGUGAAGGGCUUGCCGUUACAUAUCCAGGUCGACACGUACGAGGAGCCGCCGCCGCAUACGCACUCAUACAUCCCACCUUCCCAUCGCGGCUACUGUCAAAUUAAGGUCUUCUGCGAUAAGGGGGCAGAGAGAAAGACCCGGGACGAGGAAAGACGCGCGGCUAAGAGAAAGAUGACGGCAACCGGAAGAAAAAAGCUCGACGAACUUUAUCACUCUGUGACGGAACGUAGCGAGUUUUACUCCAUGGUUGAUCUGCACAAACCACCGGUGUUGUUUUCGCCGCCGGCCGAGCACGCCAUCGACAAGUUCUCGACGAUGGAGUUGUCGGGCUUCUACGGUGGUGGCGGCGGCGGGGGCGGAGGUGACACCGACACCUCGUCUCUCAGUAACGGUGAAGGUGGAGGAUUGAAGGCGGGGGGUAGCAGCCCGUAUCCGGCGGCAUGCGGCCGGCCGAGUCUGCCGGCUCUCAAGUUCCACAAUCACUUCCCGCCCGACAAUCUCAGUAACCUGCACGACAAGAAGGACUCGUUGCUGAUGCAGGUACAGGAGCUGCAGGGCUCGGUGCUGCAAGGGGUGCAACCAGCCGGGUUGACGGGCGCGGUGGUGUCCAGUGUCGGCAAUCGGCUGCAUUUGCAACAGCAACCACCACAUUUACGCGCUACUGACGCCGAGGAACGUGUAAUGCUUUACGUUCGUCAGGAAUCAGAGGACGUCUAUACGCCGCUACACGUCACACCGCCGACGGUUCAGGGACUACUGAAUGCUAUUGAGUCAAAGUACAAAAUUGCAUCCUCGAGUAUUAAUAAUCUCUAUCGCAAAAACACAAAGGGAAUUACAGCGAAAAUUGACGACGACAUGAUUCGAUAUUACGUUGAUGAGGAUCUGUUCCUAUUGGAGGUGACCCAUUCACGGAUUAAUCCAGAUCCGAGCAGCGACCGUAACUCGAAUAAUCCGGGCUCGCCGGAUGAUCCCGGUGAUCCUGGAGAUUCAUACGACGUCACCCUCAUCGAGCUGCCCUCGUCGCCCCCUCAUCUACCACAUUCGCCCCUCGCCAAUUCCACGCAUGCACAUACGCAUGUGCAUGACAACAGCAAUACGUGAACUGGGUGAGGCCAGAGACGUCGACUUUUAAUAACGUAAAUAUGUCGCGCAGGUCGAAAAGACCAUCAGCGAAGACUGGUCAUCCGAUAAAAUGGAGGAUUAGUGAAUAUUUUACGUGAAUAAUAAUAAUUGCUAAACAAGGAAUGAACAGUGAAAUUUUCACGUGAAAGAUUCUUGUAUAGUUUAGCGAACAAACUUGUCAGGAAAGUUUAUUAUCCUGAGAAGAAGAAGAAGAAGAAGAAGGAAGAAGGAAGAAGGAAGAAGAAGAAGAAGAAGAAGAAGUAGCAAAACAUGUGUUUUUUUAACGAAAACUAUAAAGAGACUACCAGAAGAAAUUAGGAGAACAUUGAAGAAUAUCGGAGAACACGGGAUUUUCGGUAGAGGAUUCAGAAGAAUUGACGCUCCAUUAUUUCAGUGUGAACUUUGAAUAUGGUAAUUGUAGUAUAAUGUUGGAGACAAAUCAUCUCUCCGUCAUACGACUUUACGGGUGUUUGUUAGGUUUUUGAUGAAUAUUUCGUUAAUGAUUAUACAAGAUGUCCCUAAAAUAACCAUCUAAAUAUUACGCGAAAUAACGUGAAUUAUAGAAAAACAAAUAUCUUAGUGACAAUGAUUAUACGUAUAUAUAUUUAUAAAAACUACAAAUAAUUAUUCAAUUCUUUUCAUUUAAAUUUCCUCUUGUCAUGCAUUCAUUCUGUUCUGUUUAAUUUGUUAAAUCACGAUUAACGUGAUCUUUAGUAUCUUUCACGAAAUUUUUUUCAAACUUAUUUAUAAUUUCAUUACAUUUCGUGCUUUUAUUCCUACAAAUCACUACAUAAACACGUUCGCACAUAAUCAUUUUUAACGACGGGCUGAAAAAAAUUAAGUUAAAAAUACUAAUAAAUAAUUAGAAAUGUUUUACUUGCAUUUGUUUGAGUGAUUGUUUACGUUUUGUUUAAAUAUAUACAUAUAAUCAUGUAAUUAGAACGAUUUAUUACAAAAUAAAUGGUUUAGGAACACCUUGUAUAUCACCUGUCUUUAAGAUCGUCUUUAAACGGUCUUUUGCUCAUAAAUGUACGGGCUUCGACUCGAUUGGAGCAAGUUGCAUGUGCAAGAAUGUAUGCAUACGUCGCUGGUCGUACCAAAAGCGACUCGUUAUUCUAUAUUUUACUUGUUUUCGUCCGAUGAACAAUUUAUAUCGAGUUUAUUAGCUUAGGAACGAAGCGGUUUAUAACGAAACGUCGGCCUGCAAAUUGCGAGCGCCAUGUAAAUCAAUCAAAAUUGAUUUAAGAAUCCUUAAUAUAUGUAAGUACACGUAUGAUGUAUAAGAGUAUGUGUAGAUGAUAUAUAAAAUACAAAUUUUUUUUAUUAAUUCAUACUUUAGCUGACGUGUAGACUCUUAAUUUGUCCACAUGUUUAAGAAAUAUGUUGCAUUAGUAGUGCCGCCGGCGUUAAUCCCUUAUGAAUUGUCAUCUCGAAAACCGACGAUUCGUGUCGGUUCAUCGCAACGCGCAUGCCGUCAUUUUACGUUAAAUGACCCCGAUAUAUAUGUUAGUCGAUGACAAAGGCGAUCGUCGCUUUCGCUGUCGCAUCUCCGCGUCUCUAUUUGAUUUUUAUUCAUAAAGAUUUAAAUUGUUGUCGAAUUUCGCGUAACAAGCUGCAAAACAUAUGGAAAAUGAAUAAAAUGGAUUUGAAUCUCACCAGCAGCCCAUAAAAAACUAAUCGAUACUUUCUUCUCCGUCCGCUAACGAGACUUUUAUAGCUUCUUAUUUACGAGCACCGAUAUAUAUAUAUAUAUAUAUAUUUACGCGAGAUAUAAAACCAUCGUGCGAUUUCGUAAUAUUGCUGUCAUUCGCAAAUCCGAUCAUCACGCGCGAAUAAAUCCCGACUUCAAGGCGUGUUUAAAAAAUCCGUAUAGCCAGAUCGCCUCUUUGUGCCGCAUGACAUGCUAUGCUCGAGAUAGCAUCGAGAAGCCACGACUUUUUCUAAGUCUUAAGACUAAUAAAAGUAAUAUAAUCACACUGUAUCUCUGUAUCCAUAGUAUAAUCUCUAUAGUUCGAUCUAUACGUUUAAUAAGAUAUCAAUUCAAUAUCUCGGAACUAGAUCGAUCAAUGUUGUUGUUUUCUUUGAAAAAAGAAAAAAAUUAAGUUUAUGUGGUUUUAAUAUAAAAUUUUAUAUAAAAUUAAAA